UCCUUAAAGGUCCUAGCACGCCAGCACGUAACAACUCUGAUAUCGGAGCAAACACAGUCCUUAGAGAUUAAACAAGGCUUUCUGCAGGCAGAAAAGAGGAUCUGGAAAUUAUAGCCACGAUGACGGACAGAAGCCCCUUUGAGACAGACAUGCUCACCCUCACCCGCUACGUUAUGGAAAGGGGGCGUCAGGCCAAAGGGACAGGGGAGCUCACGCAGCUGCUGAACUCCAUGCUGACAGCCAUCAAAGCCAUCUCCUCCGCUGUGCGCAAGGCCGGCCUGGCCAACCUGUAUGGCAUUGCGGGAAGCGUGAACGUGACAGGGGAUGAGGUGAAGAAACUGGACGUGUUAUCCAAUUCCCUGGUGAUCAACAUGCUACAGUCCUCCUACAGCACCUGUGUUCUGGUCUCGGAAGAGAACAAAGAAGCCAUUAUCACUCCCAAGGAGAAGAGGGGAAAAUACGUGGUCUGCUUUGACCCCCUGGAUGGAUCUUCCAACAUUGACUGCUUGGCCUCCAUUGGAACCAUAUUCUCUAUCUAUAGAAAGACGUCAGAGGAUGAGCCUUCUGAAAAGGAUGCCCUGCAGCCGGGCCGCAAUAUCGUGGCUGCGGGCUAUGCACUUUAUGGUAGUGCCACCAUGGUGGCUCUUUCCACUGGGCAAGGAGUGGACCUCUUCAUGCUCGACCCGGCUCUUGGUGAAUUUGUCCUGGUGGAGAAAGAUGUCAAGAUUAAAAAGAAGGGAAAGAUUUACAGCCUCAAUGAGGGCUACGCCAAGUAUUUUGAUGGUGCCACCACAGAAUAUGUGCAGAAAAAGAAAUUUCCCGAGGACGGCAGUGCUCCCUAUGGGGCCAGGUACGUGGGCUCCAUGGUGGCCGAUGUACACCGCACCCUGGUCUAUGGAGGAAUUUUCCUGUACCCAGCCAACCAGAAGAGUCCUAAGGGCAAGCUCCGGCUCCUGUAUGAGUGCAAUCCUGUGGCCUUCAUCAUCGAACAGGCGGGAGGCCUGGCGACCACGGGCACCCAGCCAGUGCUGGAUGUGAGGCCUGAGGCCCUCCACCAGCGUGUCCCGCUCAUCCUGGGGUCCCCGGAUGAUGUGCAGGACUAUCUCACCUGUGUGCAGAGCAAUCAGGCAGGCAGGUAGUGAGUGGCCUGCGAGCCCUCCUCUCUUUGUCCUGUACCUUCUAUUCAGGACCCUGAGAGAAGGGAGAGUAGGGACAGGGGUGCUGAGCAGAAAAGGUGAACCACCUGGUCACUCCCAGGACGCAGCAGCAGAUGCUCGGGCUCCGGAAC
Molecule: messenger RNA, 1288 nt
Organism: Manis javanica (Malayan pangolin)
Lineage: Eukaryota; Metazoa; Chordata; Mammalia; Pholidota; Manidae
Product: fructose-1,6-bisphosphatase isozyme 2
Biological process (GO): fructose metabolic process; sucrose biosynthetic process; fructose 6-phosphate metabolic process
Cellular component (GO): cytoplasm; cytosol
Molecular function (GO): fructose 1,6-bisphosphate 1-phosphatase activity
Source: RefSeq, a predicted model, not a curated record